Ostertagia ostertagi is the source of this 2226-nucleotide messenger RNA. The record is from the annotation of a GenBank genome assembly. NCBI's taxonomy places the organism in Eukaryota, Metazoa, Nematoda, Chromadorea, Rhabditida, Trichostrongylidae.
AUGAGAUCUCAGAUAGAUAAGCUUGUUCAGAGCCUCGAUAAUGGUGAAGCGAAAGCUCCUUUGCGUGCUAGACCGGACCAAAUGGAGUUUGAUGAUGAUAAUGACGAAUCAGAUGAAGAUCAAGGUAAUGAGGAGGACAACAAGAAGCCGAAAAAAUAUGUUCCACCAAAGAUGAUGGCGGUUCGUUAUGAAGAGGAUGAAGAUGGGCAUGAAACGAAGGCUAUGGAAAAAGCGAAGAGGCGUGCGCUUCAAAGCAGUCUCGUUCAGGAACUUAGACAACAAUACAGCGAUGCUCCAGAGGAGUUCAGGGAAAAGAGUCAGCGAAGGUUCGAUGCCGACAGGGAGAGGGAGAAAUAUGAGGAGGAUCACUUUGUUCGUUUGCGGAUGAGCAAGGCCGAAAAGAAACGAGAGCAACGCUUAAAUCGCGACAAUGCCAUGGACGACUUGUUCAAUUUCGGCAACUACAUGAUGCGUGAUGAAUCUGGAGAGGCCCUCUCCACCAAUAAAAAAAGGAAGGGAGGACAUGCUGGUGGACCUAAAGGUAAAAAGUCACGAUUCGAGAGAAAGAAGAGCCAAAAAUCGAAGUUGAAAUCGAAGUUCAGGUCCGUAGGAGGCCGAUGUCCUUAUCGUGGACAGUUCCAACUUUUGAGCUGUGAUUCAUUACGGAACCUUUCCAGCCAACCCAGCAUGGCAGGCCAUUUUGAGGCCGAGCUUUGUCAAGUACUCAUCGAGGAGCACUUUGGCAAAACAGUGGCUCUUGUUGCGUCCACUCUACUUACGGAGCCUGGACCACUUCCCUCCAUUAUUUAUCGUCUCAAGGGUCAAGUGAAAUUUAACACGGGAGCAAGGUAUAUUUGUGGUGCUUGUCUCAUAGUGAAAACGCUAUACGGGGGACUAGCCGAGGCUAUAUGUGAAGAACUGUUCAGUUAUGGUCGACUCACUUGUUCAGACACAAUUCGUAAAGUGUCAGCUCGUUUAGAGCAACCUUUGGCUGAUGUGAAGGAGAAGUUCUGUCGACUGAGUGAGGCUCAGUUUGUCACAAGAUGUCCGCUGGUGGUUUCGUCGUUGAAAGGGUGCCCACAAUUCGAAAGCGCCUUUGAUCCAUUUAUUAUGCCGGAGGUUAUUCUGCAAGGCAAUUCAGGUGAGUUUUUCGACUUCAGGAACCCACAGACGAAUCAAGAAAGCGCAAAGCGCAGCAACCUGAGGGUGAUGUGGGUAUUUAUUGGCGAAUCAACUGCACCCGUUUUGAGCGUUACAUUUCGUGAGGAAAUGACCCUCGAAUUGUGGAGUACCAAAGUUUUGUUUAUGUGUCAGGGCUCAGCAGGAGAAUAUACCGCUCAUUGUUUAUCGCAGACGGUUCGAUCGCUUCUGAAAGCCAAUGAAGUUCGAGGUAUCACCGGUUGCGACAUAAUUCAACGCCGAUAUCGGAACAGGAUCGAACUUCGCACUUUUGUUUUCUCACAAUCAAGCUCACGAGUCAUCACUGGUCUAAUUGUUAUGUGGGUGAACAUGUGUCGUUUCUCGCUAACAAAAGCCACUUCUCUUUCUGAUUUGGAACGCGAAGUUCUGUUGAAGCUUUUUGAUAUGAUGCGGUGUGUGAAGGAAAACGAUCUUGGAGUGGAACGACCGGAUCUUGAGAAGUCGUUACGAAUCCUUGUCGAUGAUUCACAUGGUGUAGUUAGAAAGUCAGGAGACAGUGGUGGAGGACUGUAUAUAGUCGGUAUGUGGACCAUAAUCAAAGCUUUUCUUCUGCUAGAUAAGGAGUUCAGCAUUUUGAACGUGCUACUCAGCAAAUUUGUCAAUAUCACAUCGAAAUCGCUGAUUAGGGAACAGCUGGAGACAAGAGCAGUGCGCAUUUCCUGUCUCUCCAGCAAAAGGGCCAUCUUUGAGGAGGAUCAGAUUGAGAAGCUGACGAUGAUGAGCGGGAAAGAAACCCGUGAGCUUCUGUAUGCAAUGCUCGAGGAGGGAUACAUUCAAACAAAGCCAAUUGGUCGUACCAACGAUUUCGCACCGGCUCGAACUUUUGUACUAUAUUAUGUGGAUUUGCCACAGACUGUGCGAGGCCUUGUUGAGUAUACUUGCAAGAUGUUGCGCAAUAUAAUCUUACGUCGAGCGUAUGAGACGAAGGAAAAUCGCCUGCUAAUUGAGCGUCAAGUGAAGAUGGAGUCGAUUAUAGAAACGAUAAAUGCUGACGAAGCUCUGGAUGAGGAGACCAAAAAGCAACAG